Molecule: messenger RNA, 1176 nt
Organism: Fibroporia radiculosa
Lineage: Eukaryota; Fungi; Basidiomycota; Agaricomycetes; Polyporales; Fibroporiaceae
Exons: 3
Coding region: 1-1176 (391 amino acids)
Biological process (GO): regulation of vacuole fusion, non-autophagic
Cellular component (GO): late endosome; vacuole; phagocytic vesicle
Molecular function (GO): GTP binding; GTPase activity
Source: RefSeq, a predicted model, not a curated record
AUGCGCACCGUUAAGGUCGUAGUCAUUGGCGCGUCCGGUGUUGGCAAAACAAGUCUUCGCAACCAAUAUAUCUCAGGACGCUUCACCACUGGCUAUCGUGCGACCAUUGGUGCCGACUUCAUCACAAAGUCUGUGCCCCAUUACAACUCCCCAGAGGAGAACAUAACACUGCAAAUAUGGGAUACCGCCGGCCAGGAGCGAUUUUCCAGCCUUUCGUCCGCGUUUUUUCGCGGUGCUGAUGCAGCCAUCCUUAUAUUCGACGUCAAUCAACCAGAUUCCCUACGGGCACUCGUAAGAUGGUGGUCUGAAUUUCGAGACAAAGCACCCAUUCCAGACGAGGAGGUCGAGGACUUUUGCUGCGUUGUGGUAGGUAACAAAAUCGACAUGCUCGACUCGGCGCACCCCAAUAAACCUAGAGUGAGCGAAGCCGAUGCAAUGCAGCUCCUUGACGAACUUGUUCCUCCAUCCUCUCUUUCUCUCACUCUGCCGCCCAUCAUGGAUGUCGAUCAAGAGGACGGGCAGGCAGUCGAAGACACGCCCCUUUCGCCCACUACGCCGAGCAAGUCCAUCGACAUCCUCACGCGCCAUCACCGCCGGAGUGUGUCUAAGUCGCGCUCGCGCAGUCGGUCGACGAUCUUCCGCGGCGGUACGCUCGGGACGAUGACCACGACGCAUACAGUCUACCACACACCCUCCUCGUCCAUCUUCGACGCGUUUGAGUCCGCGCUUUCUUCCCCAGCACGCCCGCUGUCCACCGCGUCUGUCGCAUCCUCUUCUCCGCGCUCCCUCUCCCCCGGGCCCGCUCGUGUGCCGCGCCGCCAGCCGUCCGCGUCCUCCGUCUCCUCCGUGCCGACGAUCACUCCAAGCCUAUUCUUGCGCGAUCGCGCCACGAGCGCGUCGACGACACCAGCGUCCGCACCGUCUCCAUCCCAUUCGCUCAGCGCACUACCUCCGCCGCCGGAGCGCCGCCCAAAGCUGUUCUUCUCGUCCGCAAAGACGGGAGAGGGCGUCGCGGAUAUCUUUGAAUACGUAGCGCGCCGCGUCGUGAUGCAGUGCGAGUAUGAGGAGGCCCUCGAAGCGCGGACGUUACACAUACAGGACGCGGACGAUACCAUCCGCCUCUCCCGCACGCCUACUGACAACAGACGACUGAUGACCUCAUGUUGUGGGUCGUGA